AUGUUCCCCUUCGAUUCGUUAUCGUGUGAGAUCGUACUGGAGAGCUACUCGUUUAAUACGGACGAAGUACGGUUGCUUUGGCACGACGUUCCUAUAACAAUGAUGGAAAAAGUCGAAUUACCCGAUUUUGACCUAAUCGGUUGGUCAACCGAUCAUCAGCGACUGGAAUACCCGAACGGUAUCUGGGAUCGAGCAAAGGUGAAAUUUACUUUUGCUCGACGUUACGGCUUCUAUCUCUUUCAAUCGUAUUUCCCCACAUCGUUGACGGUUAUCAGUUCGUGGGUCGGUUUCUUCUUCGACGUUCGAUCUGUGUCAGCAAGGUAG
Cooperia oncophora is the source of this 324-nucleotide messenger RNA. The record is from the annotation of a GenBank genome assembly. NCBI's taxonomy places the organism in Eukaryota, Metazoa, Nematoda, Chromadorea, Rhabditida, Trichostrongylidae.